AUGGACGCAGUAGGAUCAGAUUGCGUGCGCUCUCGGUGCAAAGGUCACUCCACAGCCCUGAUUGGCUGGACCACACAUCGGAGUCUCACGUGUUCUCUAUCUCUCGCUGUCUUUCUCAUCGUCUCUCUUAUUUCCUGCAAAUACACAUUCUGGUACGCAAGAGCAGUCUUUGCGGCAACUUUGAAAGUGAAAAAUAAAAGGAGAGAUAGCACAGAGAAGUAUACCUGCGAAAAGAUGCUGAUUCCGCUUCUGAUUUGGACUCUUCUCUCUUCCUUCCGGUGUUCCGCUAUGCCCCAUGCCCUUCAACAAUCUCUCAAUUCCACUCAGUUGGAUCCGAUUCAACGGGAAACCUGCCCUAGCGCAAAUGAAGAGUUGGUUUCCACUCUGAAUGGACCGCUGAGAUGCUGCAAUAAAUGCCCCUCUGGCGAAGGGAUGCUUCAACUCUGCACCAACCAAACACAGACUGUCUGCAGACCUUGUCAAGAGGGUUCGGAGUUCUCUCUGGAGGCCUCUGCAACUGCCAAAUGUAUGCAGUGCAGGCAAUGUCAAGAGUUGCAUCCAUUUGCCAAGUUUCGCAAACACUGUACGCCUACGUCGGACGCUGUCUGCGAAUGUGUUUCAGGCUACUUCUUCAUUGAAGCCCAUUCCACCUGCCAAAGUUGCACCAAAUGCCCUCCCGGUCAGGGCGCUGAGAAGCCUUGUGAAUGGAACGAGAACAGCGUGUGCAAGCCCUGUGCUGAGGGCACUUGGUCGUCAACGGACUCUGCUACGGACACAUGCCAGACCUGCAGAAGGUGUAAACCCGGGCAGAUCGAAAUGCGGCCUUGUACAGCCACACAAAACACCCUCUGCUGCCCCUUGCAUAAUCCCAACUGCCAGGACACCUUCGCAGAGGAGGAAUUUGACGGUCAGGAGGCCAUCCACCAAACUGACCUUACACCACUUAUGGUUCUCACACGCGGCGGUUUUAGCCACACCGGCCAUAAAUGCACAAACACCACCACCGCCACAAAGGGCGCAUCAAAGGAUUUUCCCGUCCUACAGUGUGAUUGGCUGCUGCGAGGGCCAAUGACGAGCCAGCAGUCGGAGGGUCAGUUGGGUUUUUAUCAAAUACGUGCAGGCGCCCAGGCGGCUGCAAGUGGCCUCGAAUCAAAUUGGAUCUCUUUCUCUGAAAAGGGGAUCUCCCACGACCUUAAUGGAACUCUAGAUUCCAUGAACAUCAAGACGGCUUUUCGCAUUGAGGAAGAACAGACCUAUGAAGUGCACUUUCACCCACCAAGAGGCGAAAUCGAGGAGGGCGGUGAGUCAUGCGUCUUCACGCAAAAGGACGUCGGUAGGGACUGCGACAUCGGCGGUGCUGGUCUUGGUGACUGGUUGAAGUGCCAGUCCGCCCCCCUUUUAUUUUACGUGGGAUUUAUUCAUUUUAACCCAAUGGCCGAAUCGGAAUUCGCCGAUAAUGUAGAUGCGGCCCAUUUCACCGAAUCUCUGGCCAUCAUACAGAAACCCAAGUCUAUGCAAAGCCAAGGGCAGUGCGCAGAAGACCAGGCGGCUUCACAACUGGCCUACGGUGAUGACUAUCCAAUGAUCACGAUAUACUGCUCUUUGCUUGGACUGGUGAUUCUCACCCUUCUCAUUUAUGUGUUCUACAAGCUGUGGCAGCAGCGAUUAUCAGCGGAAGAUGCCAAAACUAUUGAAGCGGACGUCUUUUAUCCCGCCUUUAUGGGACUCAAGUCUGGUAAAGGCAAAUCGAGGAGCUCCAAGAUGUCCGCUCCCUCAAAGGUUACAACGGAUCGACAGCACUUGCUCGGCGGAUUACAGCAGUAUUCAUGCACCCCACAAAAUCCCACGCUUCAUGACGCACUUCUAACAGAAUUGUCCCAAGGCCUAGCAGUUGAGAAUCGAUGGAAACAUGUCGGUGGAUUGUUGGGUUUCAGCGAAGAAUCUCUUCAAAAUUUCGAGAAGGUGGGAGCUUCUGAGAAAACUUCGAACUCGGCAGAUUCAGCUGCUGUCGCGGCUCGACUGAUGUUGACUUCCUGGUACUCUGCAAGAGCUGCAACGGAUCCUGAUCCUCUGAGGUCACUCCUGAUGGUUUUAGGAUGCACUCCAAGCACUGGACACCUUUGUCGAUGUUUGAAAGAAUACAUGAAAUAUUCUAGCAUCGCACCUUGCUACGCAAUACCCCCCACAGAACCGCCAUCUCAGUCGCCGGCUACAGCAAUUUCUCCUGAAGCCCAGAACACUAAUAAUCACUGA
Echinococcus granulosus is the source of this 2253-nucleotide messenger RNA. Its product is annotated as Tumor necrosis factor receptor superfamily member. The transcript has 12 exons. The record is from RefSeq and is a predicted model, not a curated record. Gene Ontology annotation, cellular component: plasma membrane; cell surface. Gene Ontology annotation, molecular function: nerve growth factor binding; death receptor activity; coreceptor activity. Lineage: Eukaryota; Metazoa; Platyhelminthes; Cestoda; Cyclophyllidea; Taeniidae. Gene Ontology annotation, biological process: Rho protein signal transduction. Bases 1 to 2253 code for a protein of 750 amino acids.